AUGCCGCCUCGACUGCCCUUGCGGCUCUCGCCGCCGAAGACCUUGUGCUCCUGUAUUAUCACACCAACACCCGCAAAUGCAAACUCAUCUAUCCCGUUCCUCCUUCCGCUUCUCCAGACGGAGUCCCAAACACAUCCCCAACACCGAUAUGCCUCAAUCCUAACCUCCCUGUCCGAUCGGCCUGGCGCAUACAACAAGAAGAUCCGUCGUGGACGAGGUCCCGCAUCUGGCAAAGGAGGCAAAUCUGGUCGCGGUUCCGACGGGCAGAAACAGCAUAGCAAAGUCCCCGCAGGUUUCAACGGUGGACAAACACCUGAACACAUCGUCCACGGAAAAUACGGGUUUAAGAAUUUAUUUGCCAAUGAAAUGUCUCCCAUCAAUCUGGACAAAAUCCAAUCCUGGAUUGACCAAGGGCGCCUAGAUCCUUCCCGGCCCAUCACUCUCAAAGAACUCUGCUCCUCGCGCGUCUUAGGCCGCAUCAAAGAUGGCGUGAAACUGCUCGGAAACGGGGCCUCGGAGCUCAAAACACCCGUCCAUAUCGUCGUCUCGAGGGCAUCGCAAUCUGCCAUUGCCGCAGUGGAAGCUCUAGGCGGAACCGUGACGACGCGCUUUUAUAGCGCUCAAGCGAUACGCCGCAUAAAGAGCAGUCAAACACAUCCGUUCCUCUCUCUGCGCUGGGAUCCGGUCGCCCUGAAGAACCCUCACCUUGCCGUCGAAGGGUCCGAGCUGGUCGAGAACCGUGCCAGGGGCAUGGGUUUCCCAUACAGGCUCCCCGAUCCGAGUUCACGGAAAGAGCUGGAAUACUAUAGGGACGAGAAGCACCGCGGCUAUUUGAGCCAUUUAGUGAAGGAAGGCGAGAGCGCAAGUCUGUAUUUCAAACCACCAAUCAGUGAAGCGGAACUGAAAGCCCUGAAAAGGGAGAGUGCAAGGGGUGGCAGGGCUGCAAAAAGGAAAGAAGGAGACAAGCUGUGGUGA
Molecule: messenger RNA, 975 nt
Organism: Cladophialophora psammophila CBS 110553
Lineage: Eukaryota; Fungi; Ascomycota; Eurotiomycetes; Chaetothyriales; Herpotrichiellaceae
Product: large subunit ribosomal protein L15
Exons: 2
Coding region: 1-975 (324 amino acids)
Biological process (GO): translation
Cellular component (GO): mitochondrial large ribosomal subunit
Molecular function (GO): structural constituent of ribosome
Source: RefSeq, a predicted model, not a curated record